GAACGUUUGUCCUGCCAGUACCUGAGAUACAUACAAAUGCUGUGAAUUUGUCGCGGCUGAGCUCGAAUGACUGACUAUUCCGUCUUUGCUAGGCCUGAUUUCGACGCCCACGAAUACGCCAAUGCCAUACUUUCGGGCGAGCCAUACCCUCCUCAGCAAUCUACCGGAAAACCUGUCAAGUCAUCUUCCAAGGUUGCCGGAGGAAUUGAGCCCGCAAAGGAAGAUAUCUCUGUAGCCAUAUCCAAGUUGGACUUUGGAAUCGAGGAUGUCUCGAAACAGCUAAAGAAUGUUGUCACUACUCAUCACGAGGAACUCCUGGUUCAAGCUGCCGGAGUCAGCGAAUUAGACAGUUCCUUGACAUCAGUCCGGGGUGGACUGGGGGAACUAGAGACGUCACUGGAAAAACUUCGCUCUAAGAUACGCACACCCUAUCAAUCUCUACAGACCCAUGUCACCCGACUGCAGCGCUUGCAACAGGCACUGGAUGUGUUACGCCGUAUGUCUAGGUUUGUCGUGGUAGCGCGACGACUCGAGUCCCAGAUGGCCGAGAUGGACGCUGCUGAGACUGCUCCAGACGCUUCGGCGGAUGGCAAGGCCACCCCUUCCCGUGCAUUGGAUCACGAGGAAGAAAAGGAGCGGACUAUCGCCAGAGCGGCUCUCAGUAUCGCCGAACUCGCGGCGCUGCUCGAAGCUUCGCCUGAAACGGAAGCAGAACCCUCCGGCAGCGACAAGUCAGCACACAACCGGACGAGCCCCGAAGAUAGGCCGCAGUCAUCUACAACCGAAGAUGACGAAGAUGAGAACGAACCUAUAGACAGCCCGGCGAUACCACUUCGCGCUAUUAAUGCCGUGGCAGCCCACGUUCCCUUUAUCGAGGCAUCCCGUGCUAAGAUCACGACCGAGAUGGAGAAUACAGUAGUCACCGGGCUGGCAACUUUGAACCAAUCGCUCCUGGCGUCAUCCCUGCAGACCGCUCACAAUCUCCGGGUCCUGCCAGAGGUUGUCCAGAACCUGGUACUGGACUUGGCCGGUGCCUUAGAUAGCAGGAUACGUGCGGCAUUCGACUUAUCGCAGUUAUCAAAGGAUGCGGUGACCAAAGAUACUGCGCCCACCUCUCAAAGUGUCCUAUACAAGUCGCGUGUCCGUACCGAGCCUACAAACCUCACCGCGCCGCAAUGGAACGCCUUAUUGUGGACGAGACUGGAGGCGCUUGUGGAGGAGCUGACAGGAUGUUGCGUCAAGGUUUAUACGCUGGAGAAGGUACUAAAAAUGAAGAGAGAUCCUGUUACCGGUGCAGUCUUCCUUGACGAGGCCAUGAAGGUGCUAGAGGAUCGGCCAAGUACGACCUUCUGGUCUUCGUUGUGUCGAGCCCUAGAGAAGCAAUGCAAAGACGCUGCCAAAGGAUCUUCGUUCUUGCAGCAAACACUGAGCGGCGGAUAUCCUCGGCUGUUGAGGCUGUUCCAUGAGUUCUUCGCCAAGAUAGCCGUACACACGGAUACCGUUUAUAGCGCGACGCACCAGAGCCCGGAAACUAUCCUUGUCGUUAGGGCUCUCUCCACCUUCGAGGGUAUCUACCUGUCUCGAGUCAGCAACAAGCUCAACGAAACUGUGGGCCAAGCUUUUGCUGGCGGUAUGCGCUCUCCACCGGGCGCGAACGAGGGAGUCAAUAUCGCUAGGGGUAUCGCGAACGAGCUCGACUCCGCCAAGUUUGAUCCCUUGCUCAUCAAGUCCGUGGCUCGAAACACAGUUUCUAGCCUUGAUUUGAUGCUAAAUCGAGCAGACAGCUUAUUGGUACGAGAUCGGUCGGCCUUCACGUUGAUGGGCCCCACAGCCACCCCUCAGCAGGUGCUGAACGGUCAGGUCACCUCGUUGCUGUAUCACUGCUGGUUGCGGCUGCAAAAGUUGGAGGAGGAGUAUCCCGAGAACGUGACUAGCAUUCUGAGCCCCCAUGUCAAGAAAAUUCGCGCCGCAUAUGAGAAGAUGACUGAUCCUCUCUUGACUGCAAUAAAACGAGAGCUAGGCGCCAUCAUCGCCCGAGUCCACAGGACAGACUUCGGUAAAGACGUUGAUCCCAUGGCAGGCAUGGGAGGCGGUGCUAGUCUUUAUAUGAAGGAUCUUGUGGAGAAAUUAACAUUUGUCAAGAUGGAGAUAUUGAACAAGUUCAAUAUUGGCGACGAAAUGCGAUCAUGGAUUACGACGAUCGUGAAGUAUGUCCUAAGGACCUUCGUCUUGCAUGUUUCGAUUGUCAAGCCACUGGGAGAAAGCGGCAAACUCCAACUCACCAGUGAUAUGACCGAGCUCGAAUUCGCGAUCAGCGCGUUCAUGACAGACAGUCAGGCCAAAAGACGGGGAGCAGACUGGAGUUCGGUAGGCGAUGGUUACCAUGCUUUGCGGGCUAUGAGGCCGCUUCUUUUCUUGGACAAUGCACAAUUAGCAUCGCCGCAACACACCACUGGUCUACCGCCAUUGAUAGUCCUUCACCAUAUUCUUGUGCGAUCCGCAAUCCCGCUGCCUCACAUGCUUCAUGGUUGGCAAGAAGCUGAAUACGUGCGGUGGGUAGAUGAGCACACAGAAGAGGAGGCAUUGACUCUGAUCGAGGGUGGAUUGUCACACUGGGAGAAGAUUACGGAGGCGGAGGGUAAAGAUCCCUCUGCUGCUUUGGAGUAUGUACAACUGGCGCGGGCUGUACUUGCUCGGGGGAGGGCCACCUGAGAUUAUGCAGCCCAGCGGUUCUUCUUGUCAUCUCUGUUGCCGUGAGACCGAGGCAUCUACCCAUUGUCGACUUGCAUGACAAGAUGACAUUGAGAUGACAUUGUUCAGAUUGCUGGUUUUCCGAAGCCCUUGUUGACCAUUCCAAAGAAACCAGUAU
Gloeophyllum trabeum ATCC 11539 is the source of this 2869-nucleotide messenger RNA. RefSeq lists its product as uncharacterized. Lineage: Eukaryota; Fungi; Basidiomycota; Agaricomycetes; Gloeophyllales; Gloeophyllaceae. The transcript is spliced from 16 exons. Gene Ontology annotation, biological process: intra-Golgi vesicle-mediated transport. The record is from RefSeq and is a predicted model, not a curated record. Gene Ontology annotation, cellular component: COG complex. The coding region runs from base 67 to 2712 and encodes 881 amino acids.